AUGAUGCUGACUCGGGUUCAUGCAGUUUUGUUUUUCAGCUUCUUUAUGAUCGAGAUCGUCUACGCCCACCAAAAGCAGCUACUAAAUUUUUUAUUUAAGGAAUAUAAAAAGGAGUUACGCCCGGUCCUCGACGAGCGGUCAGGCCCCACGAACGUGACCGUGCAACUUUAUUUCAAGCAAAUUCAGAAGGUUAAGGAAAACGAUCAGAUUAUAACACUCUAUUGUUGGUUGGAAGAGUAUUGGACGGACGAAUUUCUAAAAUGGGACCCAAGCGAUUUUGGGGGAAUUACAAAGCUUCACGUGCCAUCGGAGAUGAUUUGGAGGCCGGAUUUGCUUGUGUACAACAAUGCAAAUAUGAAUGUGAAGGAGAACGAGAUGCAGACAAAUGUGCUCAUCGAUCAUUCAGGAAAAAUCUCUUUAUUCCGAGCGAUUAUUACUGACGUGACAUGUGACAUGAUGUUGGAUCGAUUUCCGUUUGAUCAGCAAAUCUGCUUCAUCAUGUUCGCCUCGUGGUCGUACGACGGGUCGCAGAUAAUGCUCCAGACGGCCGAGGAGCCGACAGCCGAUCCGUCAGCCAACCGGACGAAUCUGGCGGCGCUCACCCACUAUAUUCCGAACAUGGAGUGGACGCUGAUUGAUUUCAAGUUUCGCAGCAAUUUGAAAUACUACGAAUGCUGCCCGAACCCAUACCCCGACAUCUCCUACUUCUUUGCAAUUAAACGCAACCCGUCAUACUACCUGUUCACCCUGAUCAUCCCGUCGGCAUUCAUCACUAUCGUUACCGUCAUCGGAUUCUUUACUCCGCACUCUUCGACUGGGGAGAAUACCGAAAAGGUAUCCCUCGGUGUUACAGCUCUACUAUCACUGGCAAUUAUUUUGAUGAUGGUGUCGGAUAAACUACCAGCUACCUCAAACGCCGUUCCAUUGCUGGGCCAAUACUACAUCGGGUUGAUAUUUAUCAUGUUUCUCGCCACCUAUUGUACGACAAUUACGUUGAGUAUCCAGAUGCAGGGCAAUGCCGGUCGGCCAAUCUCCAAAAGAAUCCGCCAAUUCCUGCUGAACAUCCGAAUGAACCGCAGCUCCUUUGUCCAAUGGUUUUUUGGAAGGGAACUGAUGAACACGCAGGAAAGCAUCAAAAUGCGGCUGAAGAAAUACGAUAAAUUGAACGAGCUGAAGAAGAUGUUCGCCACCGGGUUCGUCGAAUUCCAGCAGAAAUUGCUGCAGAACGGCUCGACGACGUCGUGCCAUACGGAAGAUGGGGGAUUGGGGAGGAGACAGCGGGAAGAGUCAAACGAUCCACGCGGCGUAUUACCGUCCCCUCUGCGACAUAAAGAUACCGAAUUGCACGGCAUUGUUCUGGAGGUGUUGACUUCCGUGAACUCAAUACGCCAAGAUUUGACAAGUCACGAGCAUUUACGGCGCAUCCGGAAAGAGUGGCAGAUGUUGGCAAGAAUGCUCGAGAAAAUCAUCAUGUGGUUCUUCAUCAUGUUUACAGUGAUUUUUGCGGCAAUUAUGUUGUAUGAUACGCAGGAGCUUCCGCUGAUUACCGACGAGUUUAUGGCAGAAAAGGCAAAGAAAGCA
This is a messenger RNA of Mesorhabditis spiculigera, 1581 nucleotides long. NCBI's taxonomy places the organism in Eukaryota, Metazoa, Nematoda, Chromadorea, Rhabditida, Rhabditidae. The record is from the annotation of a GenBank genome assembly.